Suncus etruscus (white-toothed pygmy shrew) is the source of this 1614-nucleotide messenger RNA. It is a transcript of the gene C3H1orf116, whose product is annotated as chromosome 3 C1orf116 homolog. The transcript is spliced from 4 exons. NCBI's taxonomy places the organism in Eukaryota, Metazoa, Chordata, Mammalia, Eulipotyphla, Soricidae. The record is from RefSeq and is a predicted model, not a curated record.
AUGCCUGAGAAGGAGCUGUGGCCAGCAGGGCCUAGUGUGGCCCCUGAGACCCACGCCGGCAGCUGUGACAGCAUGACGGGUUCCACCUCCACCCACUCUGGAUCUAGUGACAGCAGCUAUGACUUCCUGUCUGCUGAGGAGAAAGCCUGUCUGCUUUUCUUGGAGGAGACCAUCGGCUCCCUGGACACUGAGAUAGACAGCGGGCUGUCCACUGGUGAGUCUGAACAAGUCACAAUCCCUUAACCACCCUCCUCAUGCUCUCCAGAAGAGGAAGUGCCUGCACCAGUCCUCAAGAAGGGCCAACCUCAGCCCAGCACUGUACCCCAGCCUAGUUCCCUGCAGAGCCCAAGCCUCCGCUCAGGUUCCCAGAGCCUCCCCCGAAACAUCCACAUCAGCAGACCCCAUUGCCCAAGGAACAGCACCCCGCAGACUGCCAGCUGCCCCCCAGGGUCUCAUGAGGAGCUUGCCUGGGCCCCUGCCCAGGAUCAGGGCCAGCAGGGUCCAGCCAGGGAUGCGGUGCUAGGUAUGACUCUCAUUCCCCCGCAGAAGGGUUUCCAGGAUUCACAGAAGGAUUUGACCUCAGAGCCCCAACUGCCCUCAGGACCUGGGCAGCAGCUCAGCCCACCAAAGAAAAGUGACAUCCCAGUGGAGACCAUGGCCCAGAGAGCCAAUGAGGAAGGGGCAGCCCGGCCUGUUUCUGUAACUUCCUCACAGGAGAGAGCCAGAGAGCCCACAGGCCCACCGGGGAGGAACUCAGAGGCCCAAGUGACCCCCCUCCAAGCCCCCAAAUCUCGGAAGCUGCCUCCAAACAUUGUUAUCAAGAGCAGCCGCGGCAGUCUCCGUGGGGACCAGCACACCCGGCUGCUCCCCGGAGACACUGGCCUGGCUGCAUCGUCGCUGCAGGAGCAGAGGAAGGCACGCAGCGAAGCCCUGCAGAAGCUGGGGCUGCCCCAGGAACAGGAGCCCAGUGUCCUGCUAAACAGGCCCAGCAGACUUCGUGAGCCUCGCACCGCAGCAAAGGCUCAGCUCUCAUCUUCAUUGCAAAAUUCCGAAGCCCCUUCAGGGCCUCCUCCAGGGAAGGCUGCAGCCCAGGGCUCUGUUCCGACCAAGGUCAGGUCUCCUGCCCGGGACCCUGCUCCAAGGAAGACCACAGCCAUCACCCCUGGGCCUGUACCACAGAAGUCAGGUUGGGAGCUGACCCUGCAGGAAAGUAGCAUCCCUGGCCUGAGGCAGGUGAGCUUCAAGUCCAACACUCUGGAGCGUUCAGGCGUGGGGCUGAGUAGUUCCAUCUCAGCUGCUCAGGGAAGUCUCGGCCCCCAAACCAGCAGUUCUCUGGGGAAGGUCUCCUUCCUGGACAAGAGCUCCCCAGGUGCCCUGAGAAACAGCCGGCCCCGCCCUGCCUCCCUGGGCACUGGCAAGGACUUUGCAGGCAUCCAGGUGAGCCAGCUGGCCGAGCUGGAGCAAGGGCAGAGCUCCAAGCGCCCAACCUACCAAGGACAGAGCCGAGACAAACUGCCUCGUCCACCCUGUGUCAGUGUCAAGAUUUCCCCCAAAGGUGCCCCCGACGAGCACAGAAGAGAGGCCCUGAGAAAGCUGGGCCUGCUAAAGGAGUAG